This is a messenger RNA of Rhododendron vialii, 1746 nucleotides long. Its product is annotated as F-box/kelch-repeat protein At3g06240-like. The coding region runs from base 285 to 1421 and encodes 378 amino acids. Gene Ontology annotation, molecular function: protein binding. Lineage: Eukaryota; Viridiplantae; Streptophyta; Magnoliopsida; Ericales; Ericaceae. The record is from RefSeq and is a predicted model, not a curated record. The transcript has 2 exons.
CAAGAAGAGGGAGGAAAAAAACCGAUCCUUCGAUUCCCCCAUGGGUGAGAGCAAUUGGUUGAGAAUGAGCUGAACAAUAAUCCCAGAGAUGGCAAUGAGUGAGGGGAAAGAGAAACCGAAAAAAUCGGAGUAUAUGGACAAUUUGAAUCAAACCUUUUGUUUGUUCCGUUUUGGGAUCUGGGAAAACAAACCCCACUAACCCUCUGCUCUGCAUAUGUAGUACUGUACUGUGUUUCUUUUGCCCGUUUCCUUCCUACUACCGUCUACCCGAAAGAAGUAGAAAAAUGGAACUGGGUUUGCCCAAUCUUCCCUAUGAGAUCGUCUUCGACAUACUCUCCAGGCUACCCGUCAAGUCUCUUUGCUGCUUCAAAUCGGUUUCCAAGACAUGGCUCGCUCAAAUCACCGACCCCCAAUUCGUCAAAUCACACCUCAAUCAAUCCAUGAAAUACAACUCAAACCACAAGCUAAUCAUCGCUCCUGAGUGGGGUCACAGUUCUGAAUCUUUCUAUUCCAUAGACUACCCAGCACCCGAUCACCCCGUCGCGGAGCUCGAAAUGCCCUGUAAGUCUGGUGUUGAAAUUUGUGGCUCUUUGAAUGGAGUCAUACUCUUAGAUAUUGAUGAUGAGUCUGGUGUUAAAAUUUGUGGCUCAUUGAAUGGAGUCAUACUCUUAGAUAUUGAUGAUGAACUAUGUCUAUGGAACCCAUCAGUUAGAAUAUACCAGAAAUUUUCACAACCUAAGCGCCCGGAUGCCCGCAGUGAUAUAAUCUAUGGGCUUGGUUAUGACUCUGUUAGUGAUGAUUUCAAGGUUGUUGCGGCUUUUUUCCCUGUAAGUGAGGACACUAGUGUUGUUCAUGUGUUUAGUUCUAAACUAAGAUCGUGGAAGAGAAUUGGAGUCUUCCCUUACUGUAUUUAUCUUUUUGGGCCGGGGUGUGUACUAAAUGGGGCACCGCAUUGGUUUGCGUCUGGCAUCACCAAUAUGUAUCUCCAUAUUGUUUGUUUUGAUGUUACGGAGGAGAAAUUCAAGGAGGUGCCCAAGCCUAUUGAUGAAAUUGAGGAUGAUCGUUUUAUUUUGGGGGUUUUGGGUGGAUGGCUUUGUGUGGUUCACCAAAGUUGGGGGAGUCAUUCUGAUGUUUGGGUGAUGAAGGAAUACGACGUGAAAGAAUCUUGGACCAAGUUGUUUGUUGUACCAAAUGUGGCAGGGGGAGAGUUCUAUUCCCAACACUUAGAGCCAUUGUGCUUCACGAAGGGUGGAGAGGUCAUAAUGAAGUGGGAUUUGGAGAAGUUAGUGAUCUACAACCCGAAACAAAAUACAUACAAGAUGAUUGGGAUCCCUUACGAUUGCAAGCAGUUUGAUGUUACUUUAUAUGUGGAGAGUCUUGUUUCACCUCAUGGCUGGAACGACACUAGAAGGUACUGCUAAUUGGAUGGAUAUAGAAGAAAAAGUGUCCUGUGGUGAAUCUCACUGGUGCGAAGGAAUCGUGAACCAAAAUUGGUGACCAUUCAGCAAUGGACGAUAACAAUUUGGUUUCACUUCAUCACUUAAAGAGGUGGGCGAUUUUGAGGGCAGUAACUAGAAGAGAGGAAGAUCAUGUAGAAUAGGUAAACUUGGACACAUUAUAGACUUGUUUUCUAACUUUUCUGGCCAUAGUUUUGGUCUUUGGGUGUCUUUGAACUACUAUUGAAUCCAGACUAUUGUUUUGUUGAUGGUAUAUAAUGAAUCGCAUAGCCGUUUCUCUUUAGACAAA